Parasteatoda tepidariorum (common house spider) is the source of this 2789-nucleotide messenger RNA. RefSeq names its product monocarboxylate transporter 9. Lineage: Eukaryota; Metazoa; Arthropoda; Arachnida; Araneae; Theridiidae. Gene Ontology annotation, biological process: transmembrane transport. The record is from RefSeq and is a predicted model, not a curated record. Gene Ontology annotation, molecular function: monocarboxylic acid transmembrane transporter activity.
ACCACGAACUAAUUUCAACUGAAACCUGCUUCAGGAAUACAAACUUGAGCUUGUUUAGUAUAAGACAUCUUACUUACCGUUAAAUUCAUUUCUUCUUCUGAAACUUCAUCCUCUAUUUUAAUCCGAUUAAAUAUCGCUUGUGUGCAUCAACAAGUUCUCCAACAAGGGCACCAUCUUGUUUGAUAAAACUAUAUUUUUGACCAAGGAUAAUUUGUUUGAAGUGUGUAAAUUUAUUGAAUCCAUGGCUUACAGUGAAGGUCCAGACAAAGGCCAUGCUUGGGUCAUUGCCUUUACAGCUGGUAUGAUUACGAUGAUUCUAUCCGGUAUAUCGAAGAUGGUCGGAAUUCUGUAUGUUGCUGUUAUUGACACUUAUCAGGUCAGCAGGGGAGAGGCAACCUUGCCUUUUACAUUCAGAAAGUCUUUGAGAUGUUUAACAGGUCCUAUUGUUGGAAUUGUGGGACAAAGAUAUGGCAUUCGAGCUGUUACUCUUGGUGGUGCUGUUAUUGCUGCUCUUGGUGCCGCUCUCAGUUUUCUAGCACCGACUGUUACUUGGCUUGCAGUCUGCUGGGGUGGAAUUCAUGGAUUUGGAGAAGCAUUCGCUAACACGCUGUUUCAAGUUGUUGUUAACCAGUACUUUGAAAAAUAUCGAUCAACUGCAUCUGGAAUUGCCAUGUCUGGAGCUUGUAUUGGCUCCGUCUUCUUCUCUUUCCUCAUCGAGUUUUUGAGAGAAACCUACGGAUUGCAGGGAACCUUCCUCAUACUGGCCGGAGUGAUUUUACAUGUGGUUCCUGCAGCCAUGCUAUUGAAAUCUCCCAGUUGGAUCACAAAUCCAGAAACAAAACCUGUUGAAAAAGCACAACUGAAGCGAAUUUUGAAGAACAAUGGCCCUGUGUACAGUGUUCCGAGCGAUUACAUCAAAUCUAACGCAGAAAAAAGAAAAAGCAUCGUAUCUCUGAGUCCCAGUCUUUUGGAAAAGAACGAAAUCAUGAAAGCAUCCAACAAUAUUAUGAAAUCACACUCGGCAGCUAACCUUAUUUCCACACUCGAGAAGAAGUUGGAAAACGAAAAAGGAUUUGACAACUUAGUUUUCGCUUUAGAAAAUGAAAAAAACGAAACUAAGUCUUACAAGCCCGCAUUGGAGAAACAGCUCAGUUUUCAGAAUCUUUUCUCGACUUCCAAGGAAAACAACUCAACACCAAAUUCCCGCAACUUAAGUCGCCAAACAUCUCUGAAAGAAGACUUUCAAAAGGAAGACAUAGAAAAGAAAGUUGAAGAUGACAAAAAAGAAAGCGUUUUGGAUAGUAUCAAAACAAUUGGCAGGCUAUACACGAAUCCAAUCUAUGUGCUUGCAUGCGUUGGCAUGGCCACAUAUGUAUUCAUUUUCAUUCCGAUCAUGACCAGCAUGAUAGAUUACAGCCAAGAUAAAGGUCUUCCUGAUUCUAUUGGAAAAUACUUAGUCCACACCAUGGCCGUUGGCGAUAUUAUAGGCCGUCUCUGCUUUGGCUGGGUUACUGACAAAAACUACAUUUCUCUGCCCCACUACAUGAUUUUAACCUUAGUAUUGCAAGGCACUUUCCUCCUACUCUUACCACUUGCGUCAUCAUUAUGGGCAUACCUCAUAUUGCUGGCUUUUUAUGCCAUGACUGCCGGAAGCAUGAUGGUCCGACUCCCAGUCAUAGUUCUCAAAAAUGUUAAGAAGGAAGAACAGUCUGUUGCCAUGGGAUGUGUUGGAUUCGCAUCUGGAUUAGUACCUCUUGGUGUGCCAUCUUUAAUUGGUCACUUUAGAGACUAUUUUGGAUCAUAUGAUGGAAUGUAUUACUUGCUUGGUGGAUUGUCAAUAUUGGCUGGUGGAUUCUGGGUAUUGGAACCGCUUCUUGUCAGGCUUAACAGUCAUUUGGAAAACAAGAAGCAAAACAACGUCGACGUUUAGGCAAAAGGGCGCUCGCUGCAGCGAGUGCUUGUCAUCAAAAAAAAAUUCUCUACGAGGUCCGAGUCUUCUCUUACACGUCAUCUGAUUAACAUCCAUCAAUGAGUAAAAUUAAACCUAACUUCUUAACGGAAGAUCGAAAUGACAAGUUCCAGUGAACAGAGAGAAGAUUUCACCAAUUCACCUGCUAAUGAAAAUUAAUGCUGCGAGAACAUUAUGAGAUAUCCUCUUGUAGCCUUUGAAUGCAGAUAAGGAAGAAUUUAAUUUUGGAAAAAAGAGAGCAAAGUGGAAAAUACGAGUUCACUCAGAAUGAGCUGUAAGCUCAAACAUACCUUCUUCAAUUAAAAAAAGCUGAACAGCAAAAGAAGUUAUGAGCCGGGUGAGAAAAGGAAAGCUACAAUAAAAACUAAACGAUACAAAAUAUACGCGAAGUUGCAACAGAAAAUAGAAGCUGCUACAAAAACUAGAAGCUACUACAGAGGCUAGAAACUUCAGCGGAAAAGUAGCGCUGCGCUGCAACAUAGCUGGAAUGCUCCAACAGAACCUGAAUGCUCCAACAGAGCUUGAAUGCUCCAACAGAACUUCUAGGCAUUAGUAGAAACAGAAAGAUCUAACAGAUCUAAGAAGUUCCAAAAGAACUAGAAUGCUCCAACAGAACUAAAAAGCUGCACCAGAAACAGAGAGCUGCAAGAGAAUGUGGACGGAAUAUCUUCGAUCUACUGAAAUCUCAUUACUUCUCAUCAUUUGUUGUAUGGAAAAUGCAUAAUAUGCCAACCAUGUUAGUUUAUUCAUCAAAUUAGUACUUUUGUAAAUAAUAUAUUUAGGUUAUCAAAUUGAAUAAAUUUUUUAUUAAAAAAUUGAA